Molecule: messenger RNA, 588 nt
Organism: Ostrinia furnacalis (Asian corn borer)
Lineage: Eukaryota; Metazoa; Arthropoda; Insecta; Lepidoptera; Crambidae
Gene: CPR16
Product: cuticular protein RR-1 motif 16
Exons: 5
Coding region: 31-588 (185 amino acids)
Cellular component (GO): chitin-based extracellular matrix
Molecular function (GO): structural constituent of chitin-based larval cuticle
Source: RefSeq, a predicted model, not a curated record
GAGGACUAAAGGAAAGGAUUAUAGGACACCAUGAACUUGAUCUACUUCACCACCAUCAUUGCAGUAGCCACAGCAGCCCAGCUGCCUUCACCUUCCUACCUCCCCCAAAACCAGGGAAAUGGGGGAUUUGGAGGAGGAAAUGGAGGGUUCGGGGGUGGUAACGGGAAUACAAGACCGCAGCAGGCUGCUGAGAAAAAUGCUGCCAUCUUGAAACAGGAUCAAGAGAUUAAUGACAAUGGUUUCCACUACAGCUACGAAACCUCCAACGGCAUCAGGGCAGAGGAAGGUGGAGACGCCUCUCAAACCCAGGGUGGUUUCUCAUACAAAGGGGACGAUGGCAACACCUACACCAUCGUCUUCACUGCAGGAGAAGGAGGCUUCAGGCCCCAGGGUGACCAUCUCCCGGUAGCUCCACCCACUCCGCAGGCGAUUCUUGAAGCGUUGGCGCAGAAUGCAAAGGAUGAAGCUGCGGGCAUCUUUGAUGAUGGCAAAUACCGCCCUGAUUCCAACGGCAAAGGCAAUGGUAACGGUUUCAGCUCUGCUAACCACCAAGGCAGCUUCAACUCCGGCUCAGGAUAUCGGUACUAA